ACAAGACAGACUAAACGAGCAGGAAGGAGUUCCGAGCGUGUUUAACCCACCACCUGCCAGACCCUUACAGGUCAACACAGGAGACCACAGAGUUUAUAGCUAUAUUGUCUCAAGGCCUCAGCCUAGAGGUUUAAUAGGUUGGAGUUACUAUUUGAUAAUGCUCCCCUUCAGGUUUACAUAUUACACACUUAUGGACAUAUUCAGCUGUUGCAGUACACGGUGAGACGUUUCUCCAGGACCAGGGUGCUACAUAAGGCAAAGACAGAGCUAAGUCAGUCCUAGCCACAUAAGGUGCCUCUGUGGAACCUUGUGAAGACAGGACAAAAGACAAGAAGACAGUGCAGGACAAGAGGACAGUGCAGGACAAAAGACAAGAGGACAGUGCAGGACAAAAGAACACUUGAGUCCUUCCAUACCGUAGUUUGGGACACGGCCAUAUUUGGGUGUGAUAGACAGGAAUCCAUAAACAUCUAGCCAUAGUGUAUAGUAGUUUUUUUUUUUGUGGGUCAUGAGUUCAAAUUCUAUCCAUGUCCCAGGAUUUGGGUGAGUGGGAGGGACGUUUAGGGGAAUUUAGACUCUUGGAGUUCUUUUUAAAAAUAUUCUUUAAAGAAAAUUAAUUCUUGUCUGGCAAAAGUGCAGGAUAGUGAGAAAUUUCUAUAUAUUCUUUAUAACCUAUCUACAAUUACAGUUUAUUUAGCACAGUGAGUUUAGAACAUCAGGCUAUGGAUUUGAAAAGACGUUUAUUGGCUAUAUCUAACAAAAUACGUGUUUGUACUAGCAGAAUUCUGUGUACCGCAGUGCAUCGUGUAGGUGACUGCAUGCCUAGACAGUUAAGAAUGAUAUCCGUCCUGCUGUCUUAUCUCUAUAUAUCUGAUAUAUAUACAUAUAUCAGAUUUGCCCUGAGAUUUAUUAGGCCAGAUCCACGGGGCCGCGUCACAGAUCCCGUCGGAGACGUCGUCUCCUUUAUUCAUAGUUUUGAAGAGAAAUAUGGACGGUCGCAUCCUGUUUUCUACCAGGGAACAUACAGUCAGGCUCUGAACGAUGCCAAACGGGAACUCCGCUACUUGUUAGUUUACCUUCAUGGAGAUGACCACCAGGAUACUGAUGAAUUCUGCAGAAACACAUUAUGUAGUGAAGAGGUACUGACUUUCAUUAACACACGGAUGCUGUUCUGGGCGUGUUCCACUAGCAGGCCUGAGGGAUACAGAGUGUCUCAGGCUUUGCGGGAGAACACAUAUCCCUUCCUUGCCAUGAUCAUGCUGAAGGAUCGCAAGAUGACAGUUGUGGGGAGGCUGGAGGGACUGAUCCAACCCGAGGAUCUCAUCAACCAGCUCAACUUCAUCAUUGAGGCCAAUCAGACUUACCUGACAUCUGAAAGGCUCGAAAGGGAAGAGCGGAACCAGACACAGGUGCUGCGGCAGCAGCAGGACGAGGCGUACCUGGCCUCUCUGCGCGCUGAUCAGGAGAAGGAACGCAAAAAAAAGGAGGAGCAGGAGCAAAGACGGCAGGAGGAAGAAGCGGCACGACAGACCUGCCUAGCCAAGGAGAGGAGGGAGAGGACACUCGCUGAAGAAAAAGAGCGCAAGUCCGAGUGUCUUCCACCUGAACCGCCUCAGGACGACCCAGACUGCCUGGAAAUAAUGUUCAAGCUGCCCAAUGACACACGCGUAAAGCGACGCUUCCUCUUUUCCCAGUCUCUGUCGGUAAUCCAUGACUUCCUGUUUUCCUUGAAAGAGACACCAGAGAAAUUCCAGAUUGUGAUGAACCUCCCGCGCCGCGUGCUGCCGUGUUUGCCUACGGAUGAGCAGCCAAACCCUCCGACGCUAAAGGAGGCCGGCCUGAACCGCUUCGAGAUGCUCUACGUUCAGGACCUCACAGACGAAUGACAUUCAAGCCAAAAAAAAAAAAAAAAAACCACCACUUCCUCACUCGCGACUGCAUUCGGUUCUUUUCCGUUCAGUUCAGUGAAACAGGCACCGUGUGCAAGGGAUCGCUCGAUUAAAUCUGAUUCAAUUGAUUAAAUUCCGGAUCCCUCCUACCCUCCACAGGUUAUGUUUUAUGUAAGUAUAAGGUGAACAGCCUUGUAAAUACAACCUAGAUAUUUAAAAGACAAGUUUGAAUAUAGCCCAAAGGUUCUUUUGUUUGUUUGUUUGUUUGUUUUUAAAUGCAAAUCAAAAUUGACCAGCUAACAUGCAACGACCAUACGAAGGUUUAUGAACGUUUGUGACUCAUAACAUUUAAAUUCACCUGGAGUGGGCGGAGCCACAGCUUUUCUCUGUGGCCUUGUAGGUUAUAGUAGUAAAGUCUGCCCGUAGUGCGCCUGUGGUCAUUCAUCACCGCCUCCCGUCUUUUCAUCCGAACGGGCUGCUCAUGUAAAGAUGUAAUUUUCCUAUUCUAAAUUAAACAUUUUAAAACCGUU
Molecule: messenger RNA, 2419 nt
Organism: Tachysurus fulvidraco (yellow catfish)
Lineage: Eukaryota; Metazoa; Chordata; Actinopteri; Siluriformes; Bagridae
Gene: faf2
Product: Fas associated factor family member 2
Exons: 9
Coding region: 723-1886 (387 amino acids)
Cellular component (GO): endoplasmic reticulum
Molecular function (GO): ubiquitin binding
Source: RefSeq, a predicted model, not a curated record